This is a messenger RNA of Naegleria gruberi, 2487 nucleotides long. RefSeq lists its product as uncharacterized. The transcript has a single exon. Bases 1 to 2487 code for a protein of 828 amino acids. Lineage: Eukaryota; Heterolobosea; Eutetramitea; Acrasida; Naegleriidae. The record is from RefSeq and is a predicted model, not a curated record. Gene Ontology annotation, biological process: lipid metabolic process.
AUGCCAUCAUCAAGCUUCUUAAUUCCUUCAUCUCCAAUUCCCUCAGCACUAACGACAACCACAGCAGCAACAGUUUCAUCAUCAGCUGCAACAACAGCAUCAAUGGUGAGAUUUGGAACUGCCAAUGUUUAUAAAGAAACCCCACCAUACUCUCCACAAUCACCAAUGAUUGCCCUCCGAAGGCAAUCCCUCCUCUUAUCGGCCACUCAAUUCCCUUCAACAUCAUCACAACAAAUUAAAUCUCGUUGGAUGCUUGUUAGAGUAUUGGAUGGUAUAAUUUAUAUAGUCUCUGAAUAUACUAAAACAUUAAUUAGAGAAUUGAUACUACUCCUUGGAUAUUUCCUCGAUUUGAUAGUAAGCCUUGUAUUGUACGUGUUUCAUAUUCCUGGGAGUUAUGAUGAAACAUCGUUGGCCCAUCAGAAAGGACUUGUAGUACGUUCUGCUUCAUCUGCCUCACUUAUUCAUCUUUCCGAAGAAUUUAGAAAGGAAAGAACAAGAAGUAGAAGUAAUUCAACCAAAUCAAACAGUGGUGGAUCCACCUAUGAAUAUAAUUCAAGUGAGGAAGAAAUGGAGAAGAAAAUUUCAUCAACUUCCUCUACUGGAACACUUUCUCCCAUUAGAGAAUUAUCACCUACCACUACUGAUGAAGAUCAUAAUAUUCAAUUGGAUAAUCAACAAUUGGAAGAUGAUGUUCCUCCACCAAUUACUACUAGUUUAUUUUCUUCAUCAACUUCCUCACAUACCAUGAUUGGAAAAAACUCAUUUAAGAAGAUUUUGGAAUCAACACUCAAAAUGAAAAAAGCAAAUAAUACAAAUCAAGUGGUGGUUGAUUCUCCAACAACUAUGACUACUUCAACUAUUGAACCAGUUUCAUUUGAAGAGGCACAGAAAGAACCUAUUGCAGACGAUGUGAGUGUUGCCAGUACAGCUGAUUCUGAAUGGAAUGAUUAUGAAAAUUUGGAUGCAAACUUUGAUUAUGACUUUGAAGAUGAUGUUAGAGAUGAUAUCAAAUUAAUUUAUGAGGAAAAGAAGUGGACAUCCAGAGUGUUAAAUUUCAUUGGAGAAACCUUCUUGUGGUUUGUCAUGCUGAUAAUUUAUCUUCCAACUCUCUUCAAAACACCAAUUACAUCUAAAAAGACACCUAUUGAGGCUGAUAAGGUUCAUCUCUACGAGAAGAAAUCUACUGGUCUAUUGGAAGAUUUUUACUAUGCUGUUUUUGAGUGUAUUGAUUUACUUGCCAAGGCAAGUAGAUUGUUCAUUCGUCUCAAACUUAGGGAAUGUUUCAAAACCAUCAAGGAAUGCUUUGGAUUAUUCAAACUCUCUAACUUUUUAUCCACAAGGGGUAUUGAUGACAGAUCGAUCAGUCAGGUCAUUAUUGACAAUGGCUUCAAAUCAAAGACCUACGUAUGCUCCACUGAGGAUGGAUACAAAGUUCAACUCAACAGAAUUCCAAAUACUACAAGCAAAACAGCAGUAUAUUUCCAACAUGGUAUUUUAGAUAGUGGAUUUACAUGGAUUGGCAGUAAUCCAAAUGUAGGACUUACUUGCGCCUCCAAUGGAUAUGAUGUCUUUCUUGGAAAUUUCAGAGGAUAUGGUCUUGCUCGUUGCCAUGGUAAACACCUGAAUGAAAACAUCAGUGCACGAGAAUAUUGGGAUUUCAGUAUCAAUGAACAUGCAUUUUAUGAUGUUAAGGCAUUCGUGAAAAAGAUUAGAGAAAUCAAACAAAAGGAGCUUGGAAAUAACGAUUUCAAAUUAGUGGUGGUUGCCCAUUCGAUGGGAGCAGGUAGUAUUCUUGCCUACAUGUCAUGGUGUAAAGCACACAAUGAAGAACAUUAUAUUGACAAAGCAAUUCUAUUGUCUCCAGCAGGAAAUCACCAAGAGAUGCCAACACUUUUUGAAUAUGCUUCUAUGGCAAUUCCUAUCGUUAGAAGGCUACCAUUUUGGAAUUAUUUUGGAUUUACUUCCAAGACCGUUAAAAUACUGGUUGCCAAACUCCUUCAAGAUAUUAACAAUCAUAAGGCUACUAGAAGUUUACUCUCUGCAGUAGUUUCAUCUCUUAUCCUUGGUGGAAGAACAAAGAAUAAUCCAUUCCAAUAUGUUCACAAUCUAUUCUACCACACUUUUAAUGCAACUUCUGUAAAGGUGGUUGAACAUUUAAUUCAACUCCAAAAGAGUGGUAAAUUCUUAGCAUAUAAUUAUGGUCCAACAAUGAAUAAGCAAUACUAUGGAACUGAGAAACCUUAUGACUUUUUUGAUGCAUAUGACAAGUUGAAUAUUCCAAUUUACAUAGUUUAUGCAGAUGAUGAUAAGGUAAUUCCAAAACAAUGUAUCGUUCGCCACUAUAAGGAAUUGAGAAAGUAUCACUCCAAUACUUGUUUUGCCAAGAAAUUCAAAGAUAUGGGGCACCUCGAACUCACACUCAGUAGUAAUGAUAGAGUUAUUCAAUAUGUUCUUAAAGUGUUGGGACAGAAUGAGGAAGUCAAUUAA